Molecule: messenger RNA, 5124 nt
Organism: Urocitellus parryii (Arctic ground squirrel)
Lineage: Eukaryota; Metazoa; Chordata; Mammalia; Rodentia; Sciuridae
Gene: Unc13a
Product: unc-13 homolog A
Biological process (GO): synaptic vesicle priming; presynaptic dense core vesicle exocytosis; dense core granule priming
Cellular component (GO): neuromuscular junction; presynaptic active zone cytoplasmic component; presynaptic membrane
Molecular function (GO): calmodulin binding; phospholipid binding; syntaxin-1 binding
Source: RefSeq, a predicted model, not a curated record
AUGUCCCUGCUCUGCGUUGGAGUCAAAAAAGCCAAGUUUGAUGGUGCCCAAGAGAAAUUCAACACGUACGUGACCCUGAAGGUGCAGAAUGUCAAGAGCACGACCAUCGCGGUGCGCGGCAGCCAGCCCAGCUGGGAGCAGGACUUCAUGUUUGAGAUUAACCGCCUGGAUUUAGGACUGACUGUGGAGGUGUGGAACAAGGGUCUCAUCUGGGACACAAUGGUGGGCACUGUGUGGAUCCCACUGAGGACCAUCCGACAGUCCAAUGAGGAGGGCCCUGGAGAGUGGCUGACGCUGGACUCCCAGGUGAUCAUGGCCGACAGCGAAAUCUGCGGCACCAAGGACCCCACGUUCCACCGCAUCCUGCUGGACACGCGCUUCGAGCUGCCCCUGGACAUCCCCGAGGAGGAGGCGCGGUACUGGGCCAAGAAGCUGGAGCAGCUGAACACCCUGAGGGACCAGGACGAGUACUCCUUCCACGACGAGCAGGACAAGCCGCUGCCCGUGCCCAGCAGCCAGUGCUGCAACUGGAAUUAUUUUGGCUGGGGUGAACAGAACGAUGACCCCGACAGUGCUGUGGAUGAUCGGGACAGUGACUACCGCAGUGAGACCAGCAACAGCAUCCCGCCGCCCUAUUACACCACGUCGCAGCCCAACGCCUCUGUCCACCAGUAUUCUGUCCGCCCGCCGCCUCUGGGGUCCCGGGAAUCUUACAGCGACUCCAUGCACAGUUAUGAGGAAUUCUCCGAGGCGCGGGUCCUCAGCCCCACCGGCAGCAGCCACUACGCCUCCUCGGGAGAGCUGAGCCAGGGCAGCUCCCAGCUGAGCGAGGACUUCGACCCCGACGAGCAGAGCCUGCAGGGCUCGGAGCUGGAGGACGAGCGCGACCGGGACUCCUACCACUCCUGCCACAGCUCCGUGAGCUACCACAAAGACUCGCCCCGCUGGGACCAGGAUGAGGAGGACCUAGAGGAGGACCUGGAGGAGGACCUGGAGGAGGAUCUGGAGGAUGAGGAGCUGCCCGAGGAGGAGGAGGAAGAGGAGGAGGAGGAGGAGGUGGAGGAGGAGGAGGAGGUGCCCGACGACCUGGGCAGCUAUGUCCGGCAGGAGUCAGUCGCAGCGGAGCCCAAAGACUUCAAGCGCCUCAGCCACCCACCAGCUGCUCCCGAGAAGGAGGACAAGGCCCCCACCUUGCCCACGGAGGCCCCCGAUGUGCCCAAGGCGACCUCCAAGCCACCCACACCUGAAGAGGUGCCUGGAGCACCCGAGCCUGAACCCCCCAAGGCUGAGGAGAGUUUCAGGCCACGGGAGGAUGAGGAAGGCCAGGAGGGUCAGGACUCCAUGUCCAGGGCCAAGGCCAACUGGCUGCGAGCCUUCAACAAAGUGAGGAUGCAGCUGCAGGAGGCCCGAGGAGAAGGAGAAAUGUCCAAAUCCCUCUGGUUCAAGGGUGGCCCUGGGGGCGGUCUCAUCAUCAUAGACAGCAUGCCGGACAUCCGCAAGAGGAAGCCCAUCCCACUUGUGAGCGAUCUGGCCAUGUCGCUGGUCCAGUCCAGAAAAGCUGGCAUCACCUCGGCCUUGGCCUCGAGCACAUUGAACAACGAAGAGCUGAAAAACCACGUUUACAAGAAGACCCUGCAAGCCUUAAUCUACCCCAUCUCCUGCACGACGCCACACAACUUCGAAGUGUGGACGGCCACCACGCCCACCUACUGCUAUGAGUGCGAGGGGCUGCUGUGGGGCAUCGCGCGGCAGGGCAUGCGCUGCACCGAGUGCGGCGUCAAGUGCCAUGAGAAGUGCCAGGACCUGCUUAACGCCGACUGCCUGCAGCGGGCCGCGGAGAAGAGCUCCAAGCACGGGGCGGAGGACAGGACACAGAACAUCAUCAUGGUGCUCAAAGACCGCAUGAAGAUCCGGGAGCGCAACAAGCCGGAGAUCUUCGAGCUCAUCCAGGAAAUCUUCGCUGUGACCAAGACCGCGCACACGCAGCAGAUGAAGGCCGUCAAGCAGAGCGUGCUGGACGGCACAUCGAAGUGGUCGGCCAAGAUCAGCAUCACCGUGGUCUGUGCCCAAGGCUUGCAGGCAAAGGACAAGACGGGAUCCAGCGACCCUUAUGUCACAGUCCAGGUCGGGAAGACCAAGAAACGGACAAAAACCAUCUAUGGAAACCUCAACCCUGUGUGGGAAGAGAAUUUCCACUUUGAAUGUCACAACUCCUCUGACCGCAUCAAGGUCCGCGUCUGGGAUGAGGACGAUGACAUCAAAUCCCGCGUGAAGCAGAGGUUCAAGAGGGAGUCCGAUGACUUCCUGGGGCAGACUAUCAUCGAGGUUCGGACGCUCAGCGGCGAGAUGGACGUGUGGUACAAUCUGGAUAAGAGAACAGACAAAUCCGCUGUGUCUGGCGCCAUCCGGCUACACAUCAGCGUAGAGAUCAAGGGCGAGGAGAAGGUGGCCCCCUACCAUGUCCAGUACACCUGUCUGCACGAGAACCUGUUCCACUUCGUGACGGACGUGCAGAACAACGGGGUGGUGAAGAUCCCUGACGCCAAGGGGGACGACGCCUGGAAGGUGUAUUACGAUGAGACGGCGCAGGAGAUCGUGGACGAGUUCGCCAUGCGCUACGGCGUCGAGUCCAUCUACCAAGCCAUGACCCACUUUGCCUGCCUCUCCUCCAAGUACAUGUGCCCCGGUGUGCCAGCCGUCAUGAGCACCCUGCUCGCCAACAUCAACGCCUACUAUGCGCACACCACCGCCUCCACCAACGUGUCUGCCUCCGACCGCUUUGCUGCCUCCAACUUCGGGAAAGAGCGCUUUGUGAAACUCCUAGACCAGCUGCACAACUCCCUGAGGAUCGACCUCUCCAUGUACCGGAAUAACUUCCCGGCCAGCAGCCCCGAGCGACUCCAGGACCUCAAGUCCACUGUGGACCUCCUCACCAGCAUCACCUUCUUUCGGAUGAAGGUACAAGAGCUCCAGAGCCCGCCCCGCGCCAGCCAGGUGGUGAAGGACUGCGUGAAGGCCUGCCUCAACUCCACCUACGAGUACAUCUUCAACAACUGCCACGAGCUCUACAGCCGCGAGUACCAGACCGACCCGGCCAAGAAGGGGGAGGUUCCCCCCGAGGAGCAGGGGCCCAGCAUCAAGAACCUGGACUUCUGGUCCAAGCUGAUCACCCUCAUAGUGUCCAUCAUUGAGGAGGACAAGAACUCCUACACCCCCUGCCUCAACCAGUUCCCCCAAGAGCUGAAUGUGGGGAAGAUCAGCGCCGAGGUGAUGUGGAACCUGUUCGCCCAGGACAUGAAGUACGCCAUGGACGAGCAUGACAAGCACCGCCUGUGCAAGAGCGCCGACUACAUGAACCUGCACUUCAAGGUCAAGUGGCUCUACAACGAGUACGUGGCAGAGCUUCCCGCCUUCAAGGACCGCGUGCCCGAGUACCCCGCGUGGUUUGAGCCAUUUGUCAUUCAGUGGCUGGAUGAGAAUGAGGAGGUGUCCCGGGACUUCCUGCAUGGCGCCCUGGAGCGGGACAAGAAGGAUGGGUUCCAGCAGACCUCGGAGCACGCGCUCUUCUCCUGCUCCGUGGUGGACGUCUUCUCCCAGCUCAACCAGAGCUUCGAGAUCAUCAAGAAGCUCGAGUGCCCCGACCCCCAGAUCGUGGGGCACUACAUGAGGCGCUUCGCCAAGACCAUCAGCAACGUGCUUCUCCAGUACGCGGACAUCAUCUCCAAGGACUUCGCCUCCUACUGCUCCAAGGAGAAGGAGAAAGUGCCCUGCAUCCUCAUGAACAACACCCAGCAGCUCCGCGUCCAGCUGGAGAAGAUGUUCGAAGCCAUGGGAGGGAAGGAGCUGGACGCCGAGGCCAGUGACAUCCUGAAGGAGCUCCAGGUGAAACUCAACAAUGUCUUGGAUGAGCUCAGCCGGGUGUUCGCCACCAGCUUUCAGCCACACAUCGAAGAAUGCGUCAAACAGAUGGGUGACAUCCUCAGCCAGGUGAAGGGCACAGGCAACGUGCCCGCCAGCGCCUGCAGCAGUGUGGCCCAGGACGCCGACAACGUGCUGCAGCCCAUCAUGGACCUGCUGGACAGCAACCUGACCCUCUUUGCCAAAAUCUGCGAGAAGACGGUGCUGAAGCGGGUGCUGAAGGAGCUGUGGAAGCUGGUCAUGAACACCAUGGAGAAGACCAUCGUCCUCCCGCCGCUCACCGACCAGACGAUGAUCGGCACCCUCUUGAGAAAACAUGGCAAGGGAUUAGAAAAGGGCAGGGUGAAACUGCCAAGCCACUCAGACGGGACCCAGAUGAUCUUCAAUGCCGCUAAGGAACUCGGUCAGCUGUCCAAACUCAAGGACCACAUGGUGCGAGAAGAAGCCAAGAGCUUGACUCCGAAGCAAUGUGCAGUUGUUGAACUAGCCCUGGACACCAUCAAGCAAUACUUCCACGCCGGUGGAGUGGGCCUCAAAAAGACCUUCUUGGAGAAGAGUCCCGACCUGCAGUCACUGCGCUAUGCCCUGUCCCUCUACACGCAGGCCACCGACCUGCUCAUCAAGACCUUCGUGCAAACGCAGGGAGCGCAAGGCUCUGGGGUAGAAGAUCCUGUGGGUGAAGUCUCCGUCCAUGUAGAGCUCUUCACCCAUCCAGGCACUGGGGAACAAAAGGUCACGGUGAAAGUGGUGGCUGCUAAUGACCUCAAGUGGCAGACUUCUGGUAUCUUCCGGCCAUUCAUUGAGGUCAACAUCAUUGGGCCCCAGCUCAGUGAUAAGAAACGCAAGUUUGCAACCAAAUCCAAGAACAACAGCUGGGCCCCCAAGUACAACGAGAGUUUCCAGUUCACGCUGAGCGCGGACGCAGGCCCCGAGUGCUACGAGCUGCAGGUGUGCGUCAAGGACUACUGCUUCGCGCGCGAGGACCGCACGGUGGGGCUGGCUGUGCUGCAGCUGCGCGAGCUGGCCCAGCGCGGGAGCGCCGCCUGCUGGUUGCCGCUCGGCCGCCGCAUCCACAUGGACGACACCGGCCUCACGGUGCUGCGUAUCUUAUCCCAGCGCAGCAACGACGAGGUGGCCAAAGAAUUCGUCAAGCUCAAAUCAGACACGCGCUCUGCCGAGGAGGGCGGUGCGGCGCCUGCGCCUUAG